Messenger RNA from Aspergillus ochraceoroseus IBT 24754, 906 nucleotides. RefSeq lists its product as uncharacterized. Lineage: Eukaryota; Fungi; Ascomycota; Eurotiomycetes; Eurotiales; Aspergillaceae. The record is from RefSeq and is a predicted model, not a curated record. The transcript has 2 exons. The coding region runs from base 1 to 906 and encodes 301 amino acids.
AUGAACCAGCUAGGAGUCCUUCUAUCAGCCGAAUUCACAUUUACUGUCGUCCAGGCUGCAACCCUGCCGCGAUCAACUCAAAGGGAUCAAAUCCCCGACGCGACAACUCAAUCUAGCCAGAGAAAGACCAACAAGGAGGAAACAGAGAACAAUUGUCUCCCCUCGCUUGCAAAAACAGGAUUAGCAAUCGGCAUCAUAUUGGGGGUCCUAUUGAUCGCGUGCCUGUUCUUCACCAUCAUCAUGCGCAUGAAAUACUUUACCCUUCAAUCCCUUUUCUCCCGCCGCUCGAGGAAAGGUAGAAAACUCACUAAGCCAUGGCCGACCCCAACAGCCGAAACAGGACCCGCGUACGAACACCCCGCUCCCACAUCAACAGUAACGACGUAUGGCAGUCGACCAAGAGGCACCGCCACGGCGAUGACACCAAGGAACGUAAUCCAGCCAGUUGACAAAGAGCUCGUCGACCCAAGAAACGUCUCUCCGCCAAUCGGCCACCACCAACAAGCAUCCCUCGCAUAUUCAGCAUGCACCUCCACCUGCACAUUGGAUCAGACCACAUCACGCCGUCCACUCGUUCUUGUGCCGGUGGUGCAGCAACAGCAGCAAGACACAGCGUCCACUCAAGGAUAUGAAUCAAUCAAACCACAUUCCCCGUUACUUCCACCGCCGUUAUCGCUUCCCCCCCUGCGCCCGUCACGGCCUCUGACCCCGACCCGGCUAGAACCGCCAGCGAGUCCAUCCCCCAGUCGUCUGACCACAACUACUCGUUCUUCAGCAACUUUCCCAUGGGGGUUCGAGCCAUACGCAUCGGAGGAUGUACCUGUUGCGGAUACUCUAUCGGAGGACCAGGUGUUGAUUCUCCCCUCCCCACCUAACAUUCCUCAAUUCUACGCACGGGGAUUUUAG